Aspergillus melleus is the source of this 3084-nucleotide messenger RNA. RefSeq lists its product as uncharacterized. The record is from RefSeq and is a predicted model, not a curated record. The transcript has a single exon. Lineage: Eukaryota; Fungi; Ascomycota; Eurotiomycetes; Eurotiales; Aspergillaceae. The coding region runs from base 1 to 3084 and encodes 1027 amino acids.
AUGCCACCCUCCACCGUUUUCUCCUACUGGCGUCGCGACCAUCGCCGAUCGAGUGCGUCUCCUGUCUCGUCCGCGCAGCCCACGCCGGCCAUCGCCUCCUCCACAAGAAGCGCCAGCAACCCGCCGCAGCUGCCGGUGAUCCCUAACACUGCUGCUUUGCCGACGACCUUUGGGGACUCGUCUGCUACCACCGAUGGUUCGAGCCCCCACGCCUGGGGUGACUUUUCGCCCGACUUCGACGCCGACAAAUUGAACGUCGCCGUCUCCGCGACCAGCGUCAAUGCGCCCUCGUCCUCGUCGACCAACCUCGCCGUGCCGCCCACCGCUGCAGACAAUAACACUCGGCCUCACUCGAGUCCGGAUGAGUGCGAUCGAGAUCCUUCCAUUACGUCUCAAUCGAACUCCUCGCAGCCAUCCUUCACGGCUCCGCGUCCGGAACACGCCGAUGGCGAAUCGUCCAAACCGAACUCGCCCUUCCGACGGUCGUUUGGGAAGGGGUUCCUACAUACGCAGUCCUCCGACAACCAGUCGAAACGCUUGUCGACCUCCGGAAUCGCCCAUUCAGGUCCUUUCCGGCUGAAAGCCUCUCCCGAUAACUCUCCGGCGGAGAAGACAACCGCGUCGCAGAGGGAGAGCCGAUUCGAGUCCGCAAGCCAUCGACGUCAAGUCGAUCGAGAUGUCCCGGCAGAUACUACCCACCACAAGUCCGGCAAGACGCGGCUACACUUGUUGAACCCUAUGUCUCUUUUGGCCCGCAGGCGCUCGUCUCAAAUCGCUAGUCCGCGGACGGAGGAUGUGAAGAUCGGUGCUCGCAAUCUCGUGCCGGCCAUUCCUGAUGACUACGAUCCUCGAAUCCGCGGAAACAUUGUCCACGACUUCUCCGCCCCUCGACCUCGUCGAAAUGUGUCGGCCGCACCCGUUCUUCUACGUGAAGCCGCAAGUCGCAACUCGAGUGAUCAACCUCGACCCACGAACGGGACCCAAAGACAUGUCAGCGAUCAGAUAUUAGCGACCAACGAGCAGAACAAGCGACACAGUGAAUACUCUCCGGCUUUCAAGGAGCAUUUUGAGGAUGAUCAGCGAGCGCUGCAGGUUGAGAGCAAAGGCUACCUACAAUCUUCAUUACUGACGAACCCGCCACCUCGCGAGAAUGAUGCGCAAUCACUUCCGGUUUUUGCCCGGAACCUACCCACGAGGGUACCGGAGCAAGAAGAAAAGCCCGAAAAGCCCGAAGAUCCCCAGCCGAAAGACAGUCCACCACCCCCGACGACCAGCGAGCCCGCAGAUAUCCCGCAAGACUCGGACACGAUCGAUUUUGUGCCCCACCAGCCGUCUGGCUUACCAAAGCACCUCAAGAGCAAUGCUUCUCGGUUCAGCUUUGAUAUGAACGGCGUAGAGUCAUCAACGCAGGAGAAGCUUUUGGAAGAAAAGCACAAGGAGAAGGAAGCCGCACGGAGAGCGAAGGCUCGACUGGAAGACCCCGAAUUCAGUGAUGGAGAGGAUGACUAUGAUAACGAGCUCUUGGAUGACUUGGAUGGUCUGGAAGAGAAGAUCCCGGGUGUGAACGCCGAUGCAGACGAGGACGAUGAGUUCAGCGGCUUCUCGGGCCCUGGUGACAUCCUAAACAAGUCAUGGCUUGCUCCCGGCCUAUCUCCAGUCAUUGCAAGUCCUGUCAGCCAGAAUGCCCCAAGUAUACCCCCCACUGCGCCUGGACAGAGUCAUCUAGCUCUUGAUCCUGCUCCUGCUUCCGCACCGAAAUCAAAGGACAACGAGUACCCCACCUCAAGUCUCUCACCUUCGUCGGAAUCACCAGUCGAGGUUCCACCGCCGCUCCAGCCGUCGAAGUCUCCGGCGCAGGUGUCACAGAUACCGACAGGACCUCCUCCAAACGCGACUCAGUUCCUUGAUGACGAUGAUGAUCUUUAUUUUGAUGACGGUGAAUUCGGUGAUCUCACGGCUGACGCCGGGGGUGAACGGUUCGAUGAGUCCAUCUUCGACGACGAGACAAGUCAUCUCUACGACCGAAAACGGACCUCUGAACCCACCGCUCCGGUCCCUCAGCAGCAACCGGAGAAGAAGGAUGAGUUGAAUGAUGCACUGUCGUCUCUCGGUGGCCUCAGUCUGGAAGCGGGCCCUAACGGUGGACUCAAACAUGUUUCUAGCAUAGCCAGCGAGUACCGGCCGGGCUCUAGGAAGUACUCACAUGUCCCGGGCGAUAUGCAAGAUGCGGGAGCGGCGAAGGCCCAUGGGGGUGUGCUGUCCGAGCACAACCUUGAAGCUCUACAUAAUGCUUUGGCAAAGGCGGCCAAUCAGACGGCCACCGAUGACCGCUUUGACCGCACCGUGAGCGUGAGCGAGCGAUCGUUGAAUCGGGAUGAUGUUGAUCAGCCUCUGAGCCCACAGCCGGGUCUCGUGUCGGACGACAGCCACUUCAAUCAGUCGGUUGAUAUGGCCAGCUUCGAACAAGGGUUCGAGGACUUUGACUUCGACGAUAACGACGCGUCGUUUUAUGACGAUCCAAUCAUUGCCGCCGCCAAUGCAGAGGCCCUUGAAAAUGACGACGAAGGAUUCUACGGGCAGGAGUUUGGGUUCUACGCGCAAGCUCAUGGCAACGGGGAAUUGACGAACGGCGGAUAUUUCGGACCUCGUGGCGUUGAAGGAAUCACUCGUAGCUUCAGCAGCCGGGGCAAAUUCCGAGAGCCCAGCCUGACGCCCAUCACCGAGCGCAGCGAGCUAGGAAGUACGCGCAACUCCAUGAUUUCGGUGUCUGCUCACGGGGCGGCGCACUCGAACCCUCUCAGCCCCGGACUGGCACAAUUAGUCGAUCUCAGAGACAUCGAGGACGAUAUCUCCCUCAGUGCCCUCAUCAGACUCCGUCGGGGAGCAUGGGGAGGGAGCAACGGCAGCCUGCGUAGCGGCAGCGGAAGCCCUCCUCCCAACCUCCAAACCGCGUCCAAUCGCGCCAGCUUCACCGGCCUUUCGGAUGUGAGUCCCACCGUCUACAACGCUCCUCCGGACCUAUUUGGAGGCCCAAGCACAAACGAAUCACCAAUCCGGGAAACCUACAGGGGCGCAUUUACCUAA